AUGGCCACCAUCCCCGACUGGAAGCUCCAGCUGCUGGCCCGGCGCCGGCAGGAGGAGGCGGCCGCGCGGGGCCGCGAGAAGGCGGAGCGGGAGCGCCUGUCCCAGAUGCCAGCCUGGAAGCGGGGGCUCCUGGAGCGCCGCCGGGCCAAGCUCGGUCUGUGCCCGGGGGAGCCCAGCGCUGCGUCCGGGCCUCCAGAGGCCGGGCCUCCAGACCCAGACCAGUCGGCGGUCCUGCGGGAGGCCAUCGGCCCGGUGCACCAGAACCGAUUCAUCCGGCAGGAGCGCCAGCAGCAGCAGCAGCAGCGACGGAGUGACGAGCUGCCGGCGGAAAGGAGACUGGGGCCUUCGGAGGCCCGGGAGUGGAGGCCCAGCCCUGGGGAGAUGCAGGAGCCCGGCCCCGGGGAAGAGCGGCUCAGCCCCCGGGAAGCCGGCGACGGGAGGCCGGGGACAGGGGGAGCCCGAGAGCCAAGCCCCAAGCCUGCGGGGCACCCGGGCCGGCCGCGCCCGGGCGAGGCUGGGGACCGGGCCUCGGGGCUGCCGGAGGCGCGGCGCUGGCCGCCGAGCCCGGGCGAAGCGGACCCGGCGGAGCCUCGAGAACAAAGCCCCGGGAGCGGGAGCGGGAGCGAGGCUGCGGCCCCGCCAUGGAGGCCUGGCCGCGCGGAGGCCCGGGAGCAGAGUGCGAGGCCGCCGGAGCCGUCGGAGCGGAGCCUGAGCCCCGGAGGAGGGACGGGCAGCUCCGCGGACAGGGGGCGCCCCGAGGACGCGCGGGCUCCCCGGCCGGCCCCGCAGGAGCCCCCGGGGCCGCCCGGGGCCCUGACGCGAGAGGCCGCGGGCGGCCCUGACGGCGGGCAGCCCGCCGAGCGGAGCCCCAGCCCCGCCGAGGCUGCGGAGGGGGACCCCGGGCUGGCCGAAGGGUGGAAAUGGACCCUGCACUCUGGGAGGGCUCGAGAAUGGACAGCCAGGGACGCGGAGCCCGCCCCUGGGAAGCCAGCCCCUGCGGAGCCCGCCGGCAAGCUCCCGGGGCCCCCCGGGGUGGAGGCUGCGGAGGAGGCGGGGGCUCCGGGGCCGCUGCGGAGCCGCUGCGCCGGGCCCUGCCCCCUCCCGCCCCGGGACGCGGGGCAGCAGGAAGAGGAAGCCGAGGAGCCGCGGCCCCUGCCCGCGCCCGCGCCUCUGUCUCCCCCGCCGCCGGCCCCCCAGCCCCCCGGGGACCCCCUCAUGAGCCGGCUGUUCUAUGGGGUGAAGGCAGGGCCGGGGCUGGGGGCGCCCCGCCGCAGCGGACACACCUUCACCGUCAACCCCAGGCGGUCUGCGCCGCACGCGGCCCCGGCCACUCCCGCCCCCGCCGACGCGGCCCCGGCGGCCGGGAAGAAGCGGUACCCCACCGCCGAGGAGAUCGCGGUCCUGGGGGGCUACCUCCGCCUCAGCCGCAGCUGCCUGGUGAAGGGGUCCCCGGAAAGGCACCACAAACAGCUCAAGAUCUCCUUCAGCGAGACGGCCCUGGAGACCACGUACCAGUACCCCUCCGAGAGCUCGGUGCUGCGGGAGCUGGGCCCCGAGCCCGAGGCCCCCAGUGCCCCCGCGGCCCAGCCCGACGACGACGAUGACGAGGAGGAGGAGCUGCAGGCGGCGCCCCCGGGCGGGCUGCGCUCCAAGGCGCUGCUAGUGGACGAGUCCUGCCGGCGGUGA
This is a messenger RNA of Pipistrellus nathusii (Nathusius's pipistrelle), 1686 nucleotides long. The record is from the annotation of a GenBank genome assembly. Lineage: Eukaryota; Metazoa; Chordata; Mammalia; Chiroptera; Vespertilionidae.